Messenger RNA from Rasamsonia emersonii CBS 393.64, 1392 nucleotides. RefSeq lists its product as uncharacterized. Lineage: Eukaryota; Fungi; Ascomycota; Eurotiomycetes; Eurotiales; Trichocomaceae. The transcript has 2 exons. The coding region runs from base 1 to 1392 and encodes 463 amino acids. The record is from RefSeq and is a predicted model, not a curated record.
AUGGAGGCUUUGCCAGCUCAUCGCGAAAACAGCUCCAGCUUGGGGCAGGUAUGCCCUGAACGAUUUGCCUCUAUGGAGCAUGGGGCUGAUCAUUCUCCUGCGCUGGAGAAGGAGGCCUGCUUCCCAAAUUCAACCAUAUCGGAAACCGAGUGCGCGACAAGGGUGGAUGAGCACGAUCUCACUGGGUUUUAUGAGGAACUUGGCAAGAAUUCAUGCCUCUUCCCAGACACAUCGUAUAGUUCAGAAAAUGAUCCGAACGUAAUAUUUGCUCCGCAGAUCGGGAAUGCAGAGCCAGACAAAAAGGAAUCAUCGACGUCCAGAAACCUACAGGACCAACUCAAUGACCUCCACGUUGCUGUCGGAAAAGUGAUAGAGAAACAGAAUGCGGUGACCGCAAAAAGGGCACAAGCCAGCGAACUACGUGUUGGCCUGCGACAUAAGCGGGAUGAAGAAGGGCAUCUACGGGCAGAAUUGUUGAAAAGUCUCAAUCUCGCUAUCACACUGGGGCAACCAGGGAAUGCAGAUUCAAUGCUUAGUACAGCGGAACGAUUUCAGACUUCCUCGGACGCCUAUCUAGUUCUCGAAAAUGAAUAUCACCAAUUCGAAGAUCAGCUGGAACAAGAUAAAUAUGUCUUGGAAAAGAUGGAGCAGAGACUUUCGUCAUUGUUGGAUAAAUUUGGCUCCCUCACAGGGUCGAGGAUAGGUGACCAGGGAGGGCUUCAAAGCUUUGGUGUCGAUGACAAUGAUAACGAUUCCUCCUCGACAUCUAGCAGCGAGCACGAUAAAUACCCCCCGCUUCUUUUGAAUAUCUGUCUCGGGUUGGAGAUGCUCGCAUUCUUCGUGGAUUUAUCCGACAUGAAGGAGUCAUUUUCGCGACUAGGCCGUGCGCUCGAUGAGGAGUCACAAGCAUUCCUAUCAUCUUAUGAGGAUGUGAAAUCGGAGCUGCAGAAGGAAUUAUAUGACACCGAACAGGAUGUUGCGCGCUUGAAAGCGGAGUGUGAAGCCGAGGGUUUGCUUCCUCGUCCCCCCCAAGAGAGCACGACCACGCGGUUCUAUCAAACUCUGAAAGAGGAGCUGCCGAAGAAACAUGGUUCACUUUGGUCCCCAGGGCUCGAGGAUACAGGUCCAUUCUUUGAGCAAGACAUGUCGCAAAGAUCGAACAUGCCCGUAUUUAUCAAUAAGUGGAUUCUCCAUCAACUCCGACAUUCUUCCAUAGAGAUUUCUCGAUUAAAGUCAAUUUUACAGCUGGAAUGGAACCUAGGCUGGGAAACAUCCAUCAGAAGUUGGGUGCUGAAGUUGUGGUUCAAGGAUGAUACGGCAGCGACCUCACCACCACAGACACCUUCAGUUACUGGGACAUCUUGGAUGAAAGAUACCCGCCAACUACAAUAA